GAAUAGAGAGAGAAUAGAGAAAAGGGUGAUAGGUCACUGUGAAGAAGCAUCUUGUAAAAUAGAUUAUUCUAUGCUACUCCUAGUGAGAUUAUUCUAUCCUAGUAAUUGAAAAAUCAGCAAAGUAGCCUAAAAAGCAUGUAGGAUAGCAUAUUAUAAGCUGUAGAUCAUGUCCUAAAUCUUUCAACAGUUGUUAGUUAGACAUCAUGAUUUCCUUAGCAGAUGUCUACCAUGUAGUCACUGCCACUGUCCCAUUAUAUGUGACCAUGGUUCUAGCCUACAUCUCAGUCAAGUGGUGGAAGCUCUUCACCCCAGAACAAUGUUCAGGCAUAAACAAAUUUGUGGCCAAUUUCUCAGUCCCUAUUCUCUCAUUCCAAGUCAUUUCAUCCAACAACAUUUACAAAAUGAGCCUCAAACUGGUUUAUGCAGACUGUGUUCAGAAAUUGCUUGCAUUUCUGAUCUUCACAGCAAUCAUUAAGAUCAAGGGCAGGGGGGGUCUGAAGUGGAUCAUAACUGGUCUCUCACUCUCAACACUUCCCAACACUUUGAUCCUUGGAAUUCCUCUCAUGAAGGCCAUGUACAGGGAUGAAGCUUCUCUUCUCCUUCCACAGGUUAUUUUCCUCCAGAGCAUGGUCUGGUACAAUCUGUUGUUGUUUCUUCAUGAGUUGGAUGCUGCAAUUCCUGCAAGGACCAUGCCUGUUGUUGCACCACCAUCACAAGACUCAGGAGAAUCUGAGACUUCUCAGGAGAUACAGUCAAAAGAAGAAGAAGAAGAACAUAGAACACAGAGCAAAACGAGGAUGUUGAUCAUUCUCAUGAAAGUGGGGAAUAAAUUAAUCAUUAAUCCUAAUACCUAUGCAACUUUCAUAGGUCUUAUUUGGGCAAGCAUACACUUCAGGUGGGGAGUGGAUAUGCCAGAUGUUGUUAACCAGUCAAUAGAAAUAUUGGCCAGUGGAGGUCUAGGCAUGGCAACUUUCAGCUUAGGUCUAUUUAUGGCAUCAAACAACAGAAUCAUAGCAUGUGGGCCAAGGAUGACAAUGGUGGCAAUGGGCCUGAAAUUUCUUGUUGGGCCUGCUAUAAUGGCUGUAGCCUCCAUUGUGAUUGGAUUAAGAGAUAGAAUGCUCAAAGUGGCAAUCAUUCAGGCAGCUCUACCCCAAGGAAUUGUUCCUUUUGUUUUUGCUAGAGAGUAUAAUGUUCAUCCAGGAAUUUUAAGCACAGGGGUCUUGCUAGGAAUGCUCAUGGCCUUGCCUGUGGCAUUGACAUACUAUGUUCUCUUGUCACUCUGUUUCUGAUACACUAUGUCAAGUAUAUAUAUAUUAUAUACCAGAAACAAUGACAGAAGAGUUUGCAUUGGUGUAAAACCAGCAGUUUAAACAUAGUUGUAUAUUGUCAGUAUUGAUUCAUAUAUAGUUAGAGAGAAAAAACAAGAUAUAUUUAUCACAAAUUGCAUGAGUAGAGAAAGAAAAAAAACAUUUUGCAUCAGUUGGUUCAACAAAGAAAUAAAGCAUGAUUGUGCUUUCA
Messenger RNA from Vigna unguiculata (cowpea), 1518 nucleotides. RefSeq names its product auxin efflux carrier component 8-like. Gene Ontology annotation, biological process: auxin polar transport; auxin export across the plasma membrane. The record is from RefSeq and is a predicted model, not a curated record. Lineage: Eukaryota; Viridiplantae; Streptophyta; Magnoliopsida; Fabales; Fabaceae. Gene Ontology annotation, cellular component: endoplasmic reticulum; plasma membrane. Gene Ontology annotation, molecular function: auxin efflux transmembrane transporter activity.